GGUUGACUUACCCAACAUGGCCGCCGCGUAGGCACAUCUAGUUGACGUAUGCUCUUCAUAUCUUGGACGAUAGAUAACACCGCAGUGUAGUUUCUAGAAAACAAUAAUGGUUUAAGCAGAGUUCUCUGUUAGUGAAACCCCACUUUCCAGCGAACGGAACUGAACAAUUUACAUUCCUGAACGAUAUGUUUUGUCAGCAUUUCGUUUUCCUUCUGCUCUCUCGUUUCGCGUGGCGUCAUGCAAGCAAUGUGAGAGCAGAGCUGCCUCCACCACACAAUGUAGGGUUAAUUACCUUGAACACCAAUUACACACUAAAGUGGGACUGGGAUGAGACCGCUUCAGAGAAUCAAGAUGUUUCCUUCUCUACACAGUAUAUAUCGAUAUACAAGCUGAAAUCCAUGAAACACAACUGGUCUGAUGCGUGUGAUAACUCCCCUUCCAAGUCAUGUGACCUCACUUGGUGUGACCUGCACUAUUUAGGCAUCUACAUGCUUCGUGUACGGGCCAACGAGAAUUUAAGUCACUCAAACUGGGUGGAAAAAGAAUUUUGUCCCGAGAAGCAUGCUGCGGUUGGUCCGCCAUCCAAAGUGAAACUGGCUCCUACUGAAAACAACCUUGAUGUUUGUAUCUCUCCUCCACUGGCCAGUUCAAAAAACUCCAUGAAGAAUGUCCUCACAAAAUUGUAUUACUACAUUGCGUACUGGGAACAUAGUGUAGAGAAGCAGGUCCUGCAGCCCCAAAUUGUGAACACCAAUUCUAACAUGGUGACAUUGCGAGACCUGAAACCUUGGACAUUGUACUGUGUUUCAGUCCAGUCACGUUCUGACCUUCACAAUAAGAGCAGCAAAUUUUAUUUACCCCAUUGCAUUCACACUGAAGGCACUAUCCAUUGGUGGCAAACUGUUCUGUACUUCCUGGGCUCAUUGUUGAUGGGUGGUUCAGCUGUGCUGCUCCUCAUGUAUAUUCACUUUAGGUGUUACAUGACCUUCAAGGCAACCUUCUAUCCCUUGAUCCAGCUUCCACCAUUCUUCCAAAAGUGGUCAGAACAGUCAUCAGGGCACAAGGAGAAGCCGAGAUUCUGGAGUUUACUCCACAGAAGGUAGCAAAUCCCAGCAACAGCAGCUGCAAUUAAACAACAGUCAAUCCUCUUCUGUUGACCUCUUUUGUUGACUUCGAUCUGUUCAAAAUGCACAAUAUGACUCCUGGCUACAUUAGUAAGUGUGGGCUUACAGUUAGUUAUUGACGUUUGUGCCUGAAGAUUUGCAUUGGAACCUCUGAGGUGGAAAAAAAGAAAAUCCCAACAACUGCACAUUUUCCCACAAAAAUGUGGUCGUACUCUAGUGCAGUUACCCUUCAUUCAGAUUCAGGUGUGUUUUUGAUUUUUGGCAAAAUGUACAUUUUUAUGUACUUACAUACGUAAAUGGUUUUAUCUAGUUCUACUCGCAUCAAGGGAAGAGUAUGAAUAAUAUUAAAAUACUUCAAACAUUUUAAAAUGAAUCUGAUACCUGUAGAACAGGGAUUUCCAAUAUUCAUGAAGCCAAGACACAUAUUUUACAAUUGAGACAUCUCACCAUUGAACAAAAAUGUCAGAAAAAGUGGAUACAUUGUAUUUACUGUACUUGUACCAUUUAAUAAAAGAGCUUUUCUUUGUUCUUUCACUAUGUCUCACUGGCAUAACUAUAUUAGUAAAGAUACAUUAUGUCGUGGUAAUAUAUUUUAAAGUAAUUGAGUAAAAUUCAAUAAUUUCCCACCGUACACCUGAAGAGUGCUCAUGGCACAUUGAUGUGCUCUGGCAUACUGUUUGGGAGUAACUGCUCUAGAACUCCAUUACAAUCCAUAACUUCCAUUAUAUAGAAGUUAUUUUGCAGUUUAAUCGAUAAAUAUACUGUAAAUUAAUGUCUGCAAUUUGAAUCUAACAAUCCUCCCGUAUUCAUCCUUUUGUCAACAUAACAUAAGGUAGUCUCUCCAUUUAUUCGGCAUUCAUGCACUCAUUAUUCGAUGUAUUGCUGCAUUUUGUUUUUAUAACUCUGUGUGUGCGUGUGUGUGUGUGGUGUGUGUGUGUGUGUGUGUGUGUGUGUGUGUGUGUGUGUGUGUGUGAAGUGCUUAAUGUGGAAUAUCUCAAGUUCAAGUAACUUUAUUCUCAGAUGUUGUACAUACAUGACAUACAACAUACAGUAGUGUACAAAAUAGCAUUCCAAUGUGAUAAAGCAGAUUAAUCCAGGUUUUCAGUAUAUUUGUUAUUGCCACAUGUUAAACGAGUUACCAGUGGGUGCAGUAGAUUCUCAGAAAACCAACAAGGUCCAGCAUUCAUGAUAAACACACUCUUAAGGGUGUGCAAUUGUGCAAUUUGUUGAAAGGGGUGUGUUAAAAAAAAUAGUGUUGCAUUCAAUCAUUGAGGUCAUCAAUUUUGUGAAAAACUUUUGAAUCAGAUGGAAUAGUUCCUAUAAACAGAUAUAUCUCUUGUUCUUUGUUCUUGUUGCUUUGUUGUUUUUUGUUCUGAAUGUCAUACCAGGGCAGCACCGACUGCCGGAGAAAAAUUGCUUCUGUGUUUUUACACACUUGGCCAAUAAAGCUGAUUCUGAUUUUGA
Molecule: messenger RNA, 2588 nt
Organism: Syngnathoides biaculeatus (alligator pipefish)
Lineage: Eukaryota; Metazoa; Chordata; Actinopteri; Syngnathiformes; Syngnathidae
Gene: il10rb
Product: interleukin 10 receptor, beta
Exons: 7
Coding region: 186-1103 (305 amino acids)
Molecular function (GO): interferon receptor activity; protein binding
Source: RefSeq, a predicted model, not a curated record